This is a messenger RNA of Ctenopharyngodon idella (grass carp), 1104 nucleotides long. RefSeq names its product CD209 antigen-like protein C. The record is from RefSeq and is a predicted model, not a curated record. The transcript has 5 exons. Gene Ontology annotation, cellular component: external side of plasma membrane. NCBI's taxonomy places the organism in Eukaryota, Metazoa, Chordata, Actinopteri, Cypriniformes, Xenocyprididae. Gene Ontology annotation, biological process: biological process involved in interspecies interaction between organisms. The coding region runs from base 167 to 907 and encodes 246 amino acids. Gene Ontology annotation, molecular function: D-mannose binding; fucose binding.
CAACCUGUCAAUCACAUGACAUCACAGCAAUGGCCGAGUUUCACUCAGAUAUACAUCACAAAAGGGAAGUUGACCACAAGUUUAUUCACCAAGAAGACGAGUGCUGACUACAUCUACAACAAACAAGGAAGAUCAUCAUUUAAUGUUUGAUGGUUAAAGAGCAGAAAUGUCUGAUGAUAUUUAUGAAGAUGUGAUCAGGACUGAGUCUGAGAGAAUGAACACAGACAGAAUGGAGAUGAUGGUGGAAAUCUAUGAGAGUGCAGAAUGUGUGAGAGAUCAUGACUUCAGGACAGAGACAAACACACUCCAACCACUUCAGCGUACAGGAAGUGUUUGUGUGAAGAUCAGAAGCUCCAGAGCAGCUGCAGUGUGUUUGGUGCUGCUGUGUGUUCUUCUGCUGACUGCAGUCAUAGUGCUGUGUGUCCACAUCCAUACAAAGAGCUCAAACUACACACAAGAGACACACCAGCUACUAACUAACAUCACCAACCUCUCAGAAGAGAGAGACCAGCUGAAAAUAAAGAACAAAAACCUGACCAAUGAGAGAGACCAGCUACUAAACAAGAACAUAGCCUUGACAAAUGAAAGGGAUGAAUUAACUAAAGAAAGAGACCAGUUCAAUCAGAAGAGAAAUGAACUGUGGAAGUUGCUCAAUGAAAUGGGUGGAUAUAUUUACCAAUCCAGUCUUUACUUCAUUUCCUCUGAGAAGAGGAACUGGACUGAGAGCAGAAGAUACUGUACAGAGAGAGGAGCAGAUCUGAUCAUCAUCAACAACAGAGAGGAACACGAGUUUGUUAAAAAGAUGUCUGGUGGUGCUGGAGUCUGGAUUGGUCUGACUGACAGUGAUGUGGAGGGCAGAUGGAAAUGGGUUGAUGGCGCCAACAUGACCUCUGGAAAGCAGCACUGAACAUCUAAUGCUGAUCUGUUGAUGCAGGUUCUGGAGGUCUGGAGAACCAAAUGGAUAUAAAAAAGAGAACUGUGCUGUGUUAUAUUCAUCAGGGUGGUAUGAUUAUCCCUGUAAUGAUGCAUUUAAAUGUAUCUGUGUGAAAAAUAUUUAAAAAAAAAAAAAAAAAAAAAAAAAGAGCAAUUAAAUAUAUUUGUGAA